Molecule: messenger RNA, 2817 nt
Organism: Drosophila ficusphila
Lineage: Eukaryota; Metazoa; Arthropoda; Insecta; Diptera; Drosophilidae
Gene: Mocs1
Product: molybdenum cofactor biosynthesis protein 1
Exons: 5
Coding region: 818-2554 (578 amino acids)
Biological process (GO): Mo-molybdopterin cofactor biosynthetic process
Molecular function (GO): 4 iron, 4 sulfur cluster binding; metal ion binding; GTP 3',8'-cyclase activity
Source: RefSeq, a predicted model, not a curated record
UCGGAUUUGUAUGACUCUUUCGUAAAAGAGAGUUUAGGCUUUGCAUGUGGAUUAUAGGUUCUUAAGGCAUUUAAUUCUUAACAAAAAGAGUAUUUGAUAAAAUUAGGAUGAAGUUUGUUUUAUUACAUAUGUUCAUACAUAUAUCAACAUUUAUUACGAGGAUAAUGUUUAGGCAUUUUCAUUUAAUGUUUAAAAUUGUUCUCUAAUUUUUAAGGAUCUAAAAGAAUUUGGUUUUCUAGAAAUUCUAAAGUAAAUCCUAGACUUUAAUACAAGGCGAAUUUUAUCCAAAAAUAAUAAAUAAAAUAAUAUCUAGUAAAUAAUAAUUUAUUGAACAUGUUUAGUAUAAAGACCGAAAAUUAACAAAAUGGAAGCAUUAAUAUUCCAUUUAAGUUUAAGUUCUAAUCAAGGCAUUUAAAGAAGGUGUCUGGUAACGAAUGGAACAAAAUGCUGCUUUAGCACUGCCUGAUUUUUGGCAACUCAAGCAGUUCGAAAAGUUUCCAGAGGUCAAAGCUCUGAAGCGCCAUUCCCUUUCCCCAUUAUCUUCCCCCAACUUACCCCCAUAAUUAAUAUGUAUACUAUCUAACACUGGCAUUAGAAAGCUUUGGCGAAUGUGAAAAGCUACGCUAGAAGCUUAUGUCCAUAUGAUCGCCACUCUGCACUUAGUUUAUAAACAACGCUCGCCGGGUGCAGUCGGAAUCGGAAUAUAUACCCAUACAACCAUUGGAACCCCAAGCGGCGUGCCCAUAAGCAUAUGUAAUUGCUUAUCAACCCGGACUGUCCGAAAUCGCUGAGAGCACAUCAAUCAAAAUACAAAAAAAUGCGACUACUGGCCAGACACGCGAUUCGAUUGUUGGGUCAGCAGAAUCGAGGAGAAGGUGGAGGCGGAGGACGUGGAGAGGUGGCUUCAAUUUGGAGAGGAGGAAUCCGGCUAAAAGCCACAACCGGUUACCUGAAUCUGGCCACAGCAAGUGUUCAGCGAUUGGAGCCGGAGAAACAGGUGCAGAGAAAGAAUGUAAUUGCCCAGAAUUCUCCACUUACGGAUUCAUUUGGUCGCCACCAUACCUAUUUGAGGAUUUCCCUAACCGAACGCUGCAAUCUUCGAUGUGACUACUGCAUGCCCGCUGAGGGAGUUCCACUGCAACCCAAAUCGAAUCUGUUGACCACCGAGGAAAUCCUUCGCCUAGCUCGAAUCUUUGUGGAGCAGGGAGUGCGCAAAAUCCGCUUGACAGGAGGAGAGCCCACUGUCAGGAGGGACAUAGUAGAAAUAGUGGCACAAAUGAAGGCCCUACCCGAACUGGAGCAAGUUGGCAUAACCACCAAUGGCCUGGUACUCACCCGCCUCCUUCUGCCGCUCCAAAGAGCAGGCUUGGAUUCGCUUAACAUUAGUUUGGACACGCUGAAAAGGGAUCGCUUUGAGAAGGUAACCCGGAGAAAAGGCUGGGAAAGGGUUAUAGCUGGCAUCGAUCUGGCCAUCCAAUUGGGCUAUCGUCCCAAGGUGAACUGUGUCCUAAUGCGGAAUUUUAACGAGGAUGAGAUCUGCGACUUCGUGGAGUUCACACAGGAUCGCCCGGUGGACGUGCGGUUUAUAGAGUACAUGCCCUUCUCGGGAAAUAAGUGGCACACGGAGAGGCUUAUCUCCUACAAAGAUACCCUGCAAGUCAUCCGUGAAAGGUGGCCGGAUUUCGAGGCCCUGCCCAAUGGACCCAAUGACACCUCCAAAGCUUAUGCUGUUCCCGGAUACAAGGGUCAAGUGGGUUUUAUUACCUCGAUGACGGAACACUUUUGUGGAACCUGCAACAGAUUGCGACUCACUGCGGAUGGCAACAUCAAGGUGUGUUUGUUUGGCAAUAAAGAGUUCUCCUUACGAGAUGCCAUGCGAAAUGAGAAUAUAAGUGAGGAGCAGCUGGUGGAUCUCAUUGGAGCGGCGGUGCAGCGCAAAAAGAAACAGCAUGCAGAUGCUGCGCCACAACUCCAUCAGCAUCACCAUCAUCAUUAUUUGUUUCACCAAACAUAUCAUCCUACAAGAACGCAACUUCAGGUUCGGAAUUGUAGCCACCUCACCCAUGUCAAUGCACAGGGCAAAGCCCAAAUGGUCGAUGUGGGCGCAAAAACUUCGACCACAAGAUUAGCUCGAGCCGAGGCGACCGUCCAGGUUGGUGAGAAGCUCACCCAACUUAUAGCGGCCAACGAGUUGGCCAAGGGAGAUGUUCUGACGGUGGCCCAACUGGCUGGCAUCAUGGGAGCCAAACGCACAUCCGAACUAAUACCGCUGUGCCACAAUAUCAGCUUGUCCUCCGUGAAGGUGCAGGCCACUCUUCUCCAGGAGGAGCACUCAGUACGGCUGGAGGCGUCUGUUCGCUGCUCAGGCCAAACUGGCGUCGAAAUGGAGGCACUUACCGCCGUUUCCGUGGCUGCCUUGACUGUUUACGACAUGUGCAAGGCCGUUUCCCAUGAUAUAUGCAUCACCAACGUUCGCCUGUUGAGUAAAUCCGGUGGGAAAAAGAACUUUCAGCGGGAGGAGCCGGAAAAAGGAGCAGUAACAGAGUUCGAAUGAGAGUCCCACUAACUCAUGAAAUGGUUUCUAACAAUCGUAUGGCUAAGCCGUAUUCAGGGGAAUGGUAAAUCAACUACUGCUUAUUAGGAUUAUCUACUAGUUACAAUUUUUAAGAAUGAAAUAUGAAGAACCAAGCACAAAUUUAAUGUAUAAACGUUCCGUCACUUGCACGGUAUCGUGACAAAUGCAAUAAUUAACAAAUGUUUGUUCAUGUAAAUAAAUAAAUACAAAUGCACGUCAAACUUGUAUAAACAAACAACCAA